GUUCGUCAUUUCAUUACCAACAUCAAAGGGCACCUCAAAACCCAUAGACCCCGUUUACUCAACCGUUAAUUUCGACUUUCCUAUUGCAGAUUUUUCCCGAGAAAAAAACCAAUGCAAACAGCGGAGGACAUCCGUAAUCUCCCAAUCGACAUCACAUUUUCUCGUCUUGGAGAAUGGUUGGUAGAUCGCAAGAGAAUACCGUCUGAUUGGAGAAAGAGAUUGGCGGCGAUACGAUCCAAGAUAUCGAAGGAGUUCUCGGCGUUGCCUAAGGAUAUUGAUCCCUAUUUUCAAACCCUUGACCCUGAAUGGAUUGGUUACUUAGAGGCCAAGAAAAUAUAUGAUAUUCUUCUUAAGUUGACUCCAGAAAGCCGGAACAUAUUUGGUCGGCUAUCAGGUGCUGCUGGAUCUUGGGAAGCAAUUGUGCAUUCUUUUGAGAAAGAUCAUCUAUACCUUGGCGAGGCUGCUCAAAUAAUUAUUCAGAAUGUAAACUAUGAAAUCCCAUUUCAGAAAAAACAGGUGCAAAAGAUUCAGCAACAACUGGCUGAACUUGAACGCAAGGAAGCUGAUAUAAAAAGAAGUGCAGCUCUAUCAGCUGCUAAAUAUGCUGAGGCUUGCCAAGAGCUUGGGUUGCAGGGGAAAAAUGUCAGGCUUGAACUCUUAGAGACUGCUAAUUCGCUCCCAAGUACAUUUAGCAGGAUUCUAGAAGUCAUCAAUGGUGAUUCUGUUUCACGGGGGAUCGAGUAUUAUUCUAAUUUUGUCAGAGAUGCUCAUACAGAAAACGAUAAAUCUUCACUUGCUGUCUUGCUGAGCUUGAAAGAUAUUUGUGAAAAUCCUCCAUCUUUGAGUGUUUCUGCAGCUUCUGAGACCCUUGAUUUAGAAAAUACUCAUAAUGACAUAGACCUUGGGAGGGGAGAUAUAGAUGUCAGUGCAGAUGCUAUUGAUUGGGAUAUCUCUGUUGACAAUGCUCAAAUAGAUUGGGAUAUUGGUACUUUGGAAGAAACAGAUGAUGGUGGUGGUGGUUUAGGCCCAUAUGAAAUAGUUAAUGCCAGUGACAUCUUGCAGAAUUCUUCACCAAGUGAAGUUGCUGAAUCCGAUAAAACCCCAUUAGAUAAAACAGAAAACCCUCCUGAAAUUUCUGUGUCAGAUAUAUCCUGGGACAUAAGUGUUGAAACACCACAAGUUGAUGUGAUUGAUGAAGUAAGCUUACCAAAUAUACAAUUGGAAAAUCAGACAUAUGCUCCUGAUUCCUUACCUCUUACCCGAGGAACCAGGGAGGAAAGGAGCCAACUUUUGGAGACAGAAUACAGAAAUAAGAUUCUGGAUGAUUUAUAUGAGAUGAAGGCAUUUUUGAAUCAGCGAUUGGUGGAGUUGAGGAAUGAAGAUACUCUGUCCUUGCAAAAUCAAGUCCAAGCAGUUGCUCCCUUGGUGCUACAGCAGCAUACACCUGAUGCCAUCGAGACAAUUAUAUCUGAUGUUUCAUUAGCGAUUUCACUGCUGACAAAUAGGAAAACACGGGAUUUAAUCAUGAUUCUCAACUCUAGAAGAUUCCUAGACAGACUGGUUAGUACAUUGGAGGAAAAGAAAUAUCACGAAGCAAAGUUAAAAGAAGGGUUGAAGGAUGUGGCUGCCAAACGUAUGGAGCUUCAGAAUUCUCUAUCUUCUUCAUGGCCAAAGCAAGAAGCUGCACUUGCAAAAACCAGGGAACUGAAGAAACUAUGUGAAAGUACCCUUUCAUCGGUAUUUGAUGGAAGACCCGUUCAUAUAAUUGGAGAGAUCAAUGCCUUGUUGAAUACCGGUAUUAGCGCGCAUGAUUUGACUUACAGUUAGAGAAGUGAAGUUUGAAGACCAGUUAACUUUGCCUGUUUGAUUUAGGAAAAACUCGUACUCAUUGACUGAUCCUUUUAAUUCCGGAAGAGCGUAUUCAUAAUGAUCGACUGGUCUAAUUGUCAUUUUUAUUUUAUUUACUUUUUAUAAUCUCGUUUGUAAAAUCUAUUUCACCAAACGAGAUAAAUUAAGUCAUUAAGAAUAUCAAGCCUCAUUUUCUUAAA
Gossypium raimondii (Peruvian cotton) is the source of this 2048-nucleotide messenger RNA. Its product is annotated as CDK5RAP3-like protein. The transcript is spliced from 10 exons. Gene Ontology annotation, biological process: regulation of mitotic cell cycle; regulation of cyclin-dependent protein serine/threonine kinase activity. Bases 112 to 1827 code for a protein of 571 amino acids. The record is from RefSeq and is a predicted model, not a curated record. Lineage: Eukaryota; Viridiplantae; Streptophyta; Magnoliopsida; Malvales; Malvaceae. Gene Ontology annotation, cellular component: endomembrane system.